This is a messenger RNA of Patiria miniata (bat star), 1941 nucleotides long. RefSeq lists its product as uncharacterized. NCBI's taxonomy places the organism in Eukaryota, Metazoa, Echinodermata, Asteroidea, Valvatida, Asterinidae. Gene Ontology annotation, molecular function: catalytic activity. The transcript has 4 exons. The record is from RefSeq and is a predicted model, not a curated record. Bases 1 to 1941 code for a protein of 646 amino acids.
AUGGCGGCCAGUCAACAUGCCUUGUGCUGUGCUCUCCUUUUUAUAGUCAUUCUGGUUGUUUCCAGCUCACAAGAUUGUUCAUUCUCUAUACCACCUGAUGGAGUUCUGGUUGCUGAUCACUUUGAUCUCAGUUCUCAUGGAUCUACUGAUAGAAAGUCAUGCUUCAACAUCAUACUAGCCGGUGACAUUGAAGUCAACCCAGGGCCAGAAUCUUCAGGGCCAUCAAUUCCUACAGAGAAACCCACUGGUGAUACCUGCCUUCAAGUUUAUCUACAGAAUGUGAGAAGUUUGAAGAAUAAACUCGAUGUCCUGCACAGCUCACUGGUUGCUCACCUUCAGCCAGGCGGUAUGUUCAAUUUCUUCGCUCUAACUGAAACUUGGCUUACCGAUGCUGUGUUAGAUGCUGAGAUUAACAUCCCAAACUACACCGUGUUCCGGAAUGACAGAAGUAACCGACGUGGUGGUGGUGUACUCCUAGGUUGCCACAAUGCCUUUGAAUGCCGUAGAAGAUCAGACCUUGAACAUGACGAUCUUGAACUGUUAUGGGUAGAGGUUCGGCUUUCCAAUCGUAGCAAGAUGUUAUUUGGUGUGUUCUAUAGACCUCCUGACAGUGGUGUUCAACCACUAGAGAAUCUUGCUGACACAUUGACCAAUGCUUCACGUCACUUCAACACCAUCUAUAUUGCUGGUGACUUCAACUUACCCUCACUACAGUGGGACUCGGACAGUGGACUUGCAGUAUCAAGUGGUUCCAUCAUCGAUGACGUGUUCGUUGAUGCAGUCAUGGCUGCUCACAGCCUGCAGCAAGUGAAUUUUUCCACAACGAGAGGUGACAACAUCCUCGACCUUGUCCUCUGCUCUGCCCAGCAGCAAGUCUCCUGUGAAACUGGUGACGACAUAUUUGCUUCUGACCAUAAUUCUGUGAGAAUUAGCAUUCAAGUAACUGCUAAAACCAAGCCAUAUGAUGCAAGUCGUCCAAUCUUCAACUAUCGCAAAGCUGACUUAUGCGACCUCCAGAGAACAAUUGAAUGCAUCCCCUGGUGUCUUUUAGAAGCCACCGACGAUUGUGAUGAAGCUACCUCACUUUUCUAUGACUUCAUCGAAGCGGCUGUGAUUGAUGUUGUACCAGUUGUCCGUCCACGGCGUCCAUCUCCUCCAUGGUUUGAUGGUGAAGUUCGCCAUGCCCUGAAAGCCAAGGAGCGUACAUUUCGCAGGAAGAAGAAGAGUCCAACUCCUGCCAAUUUAGAACUCUUUAAAGAAGCUCGAUCUAACUUCAAGCAAAUUGUGAGGGGCAAAUAUGCCAAUUAUUUAUCCUCUGUAGCUGCAGACAUUGGUAAAAAUCCAAAGCGUUUUUGGAGUUUUAUCAAGACUCGAUCUUGCUCCCGUCAACACGCCUUGCCUUCAGUUCUCCGCAAUGAAACGUCAGGAUUUGAAGCAGCAGAUUCAGCUGGUAAGGCAGCUCUCCUGAUGGAUUGUUUCCAGUCUGUCUAUGUGCCAGCAUCCUCUGAUGAAUCCGACGCCACCAUGCCUGUGCUUCAAUCUUCGAACUUGGAUGCUAUGCCAGCCAUUAGCAUCACCAAAUCUGAUGUCAUCUCCAAGUUGUCUGAUAUUGAUGUCUCCAAAGCCAUUGGACCAGACAAUUUAUCAGGCUUUGUGCUUAAAUCUUGUGCCAAUGUAUCCAAGGUUUUUGAAAAGAUCUUAAGUGAGCAUAUCAUGUGUCACGUCCAACCAGCCAUCUCCGAGCAGCAGCAUGGUUUCAUCUCUGGCAGAGAUUGCUCCACCAAUCUAACAUCAUUAUUGCAGGAGGCUUACCAUGCUGUUGAACGGAGGGAGCAGUUGGAUGUUAUCUACACUGAUUUCUCUAAGGCCUUUGAUCGUGUCAACCAUGAUUUUCUCUUGUAUAAACUCUCAUCCUACAAUGUUCAUCCAGGCCCCAUCUAG